CAAGACACUGCGCAGUGAAUAAAAUUAAAAAUAAUCUUAAACUUGGAACUUGUCUAUUGGAUGUCGCUCAGUGCGAGCAAGAAAAUACGAGUUGUGUUUGACGAUGAUAACUUACAAUAACGUGGCAAAAUCAUCAUAAUCGGUAAUUCAGAGGCUGAGCAACACAGAAAAUAUUUUCCAAAGUCAAUUUAUUCUUAAGAUGCGCUUGCUGUUUGCAGUUUAUUUCAUCGCAAGUGUCCUUGCGCCGUUCGCUGUUUUAAGCGACGCCAGGCAACAGUCAUGUACCGCUAAUCACUGCGGUGAGAUCACCAAAGCCAUUAGGACGCUUGGAACAAAAGUGAACAAUCUUAUUGCAAUGGUAAAGGACGCUUUGCCUUCGAAGCCUACAGCCGGUCCCUUCUCCUCUUGCAAGGAACAGUACCACAUAGGAAGAUCGAGACGAAGCCAAGUAUACCCGCUGAUGUUUGGUUCACAAAAGAUCCCUGUUUACUGUCACAUGGGAAACUUUGGAUGUGGGCAUGGAGGAUGGACACUAGCCAUGAAGAUCAAUGGCGCGAAGAGAACCUUCCAUUACGAUUCCAAUUUCUGGAGGAACAGAAAUGCCUAUAACUUUUUUGGAGGCAGGACUGGCUUUGACUCACAAGAGACCAAGUUACCAACCUACUGGAGCACAUCCUUCUCCAAGAUCUGCCUCGGUAUGAAGAUUGGUCAUCAGCUCAGGUUCAUUGUCAUCAACAGGCACGCCAACUCACUGUACUCACUGAUCGCUGAUGGGAAAUAUCGCGCCACCUCACUGGGUCGUAACAAGUGGAAGACAUUGAUUGGUUCGCAGGCCUCAUUGCAGACCCGCUGCAAUAAGGAAGGAUUCAAUGCAGUGGGAGGCGACCCUCGUCAUUCCAAAGCAAGAAUCGGCAUCAUUGCUAACCAGGAGAAUAACUGUGAUUCCUGUGACUCCCGAAUUGGUUUUGGCACAGGGGGUAAUCAUGAUGACUCAAACACAUGUGGAAAUCAGGCAACAUACUCCCCUGAUAAUGGACACAAGCACAUCAAAGCCAUGGGGUACAUCCUAGUACAGUAAUAGGGGACACAGUUUAACCUCCCAAAUUUUAAGCCGAGAAGCCAUCAUGAAGAAGAAAAUGUCGUGUCCUAAAACCUGAAAGGCUAAUAAAGCAAUGAGUUUAACCUUA
This is a messenger RNA of Pocillopora damicornis (cauliflower coral), 1187 nucleotides long. Its product is annotated as putative skeletal organic matrix protein 5. NCBI's taxonomy places the organism in Eukaryota, Metazoa, Cnidaria, Anthozoa, Scleractinia, Pocilloporidae. The record is from RefSeq and is a predicted model, not a curated record.